This is a messenger RNA of Aspergillus udagawae, 282 nucleotides long. RefSeq lists its product as uncharacterized. The transcript is spliced from 2 exons. Bases 1 to 282 code for a protein of 93 amino acids. The record is from RefSeq and is a predicted model, not a curated record. Lineage: Eukaryota; Fungi; Ascomycota; Eurotiomycetes; Eurotiales; Aspergillaceae.
AUGGAAAUAAAAACAUAUCUAUCGCUCCUCCUCCUCUCCGUGGCAGUCGCCUGCGCAGCUCCCAUCCCGAUCUCGACCCUCCGCGCUCGCCAGGAACCAGGACCAGAACCAGAACCAGAACCAGAACCAGGACCACUGGACUUGCCGUUGUUGCCUGCGCCGGAGCCCCUAGACAUCGAUAGCAUAAUGGCGAAUUCGCCGCUGAGCGACGUGUACAAGAUAAUCAAGGAAGGGGUUAAGGUUGAUCUACCGGAUAUGAACCAUAAUCGUCACCCUGCAUGA